AAUGAAGUAGAAAUUGAGGCCUGUCAAGAUAAGAUGAAUUCGCUGGAGCACUUUAUCCACUCACAAAAAUUGGAAAUUGAGCAUUUGAAGUCAAAUAAAGAAGAACUAAAUAAUUCCCUUAAAGAAGCUAAUCAAACCUUAGGAGAACUGCUAGAAACUAAGGCAGAUAAUAUUAACAUUAUAGCUCAACUGAAGAAGGAAAAUGAAUUUGCCCACAGUCAAGUGCAGCUGUGGAUGAAGUCCUGUAAGGAGAUGGAACAGGAAAAGGAAAUGUUGCAGAAACAACUAGUUGAACGUGACGAACUAUUAAACAAGAAAAAUCUAACUAUGUCAAAGUGUCAGAAAGAAGGUGCCAAUGAGAAUGCCAUUACAGAAGAAAUUAAGUUAAAACUGGAAGAAUUACAGGAAUUUACAGAAGUGAAAACCAGAGAAGCAAAUGAGAACUUGGAGAAAUACUGCUCUCUAAUUGUUAAAUAUUAUAAACUGGAGGAAGCAAAUGAGAUGCUAAAAACACAAGUCAGUUUGUUGAGUGCUCAGCUGAAACAGCCAACAAGUGAUGCUGUCAGCACUCCUUUGCUGAAUUUGGAUAACUCAUUAACAGUGAGAAAUCAGUCUGUCAAAGAGAUGAGGUCAGGUGAAGAAACUACUAAGCUUUCAAGUAAAAGACAGAGAUGCGAAGACAACAUGAAAGAUAAUGGAGAACCAAGAUCCCCUGUGCCAGAGACUUCAUCCAAAAAAAAAAAGGAUGAUAUUUCUCAAUAUCUGCUGUGUCAGGAAGACUCAGACAGUGAGCCUGAUGGCCUUCCAGAAGUAGUGAAAAAAGGGUUUGCUGAUAUUCCCACUGGAAAGGUUAGCCCUUACAUUUUACGUAGAACAACCCUAAAUCUAAGAACCAGUCCCCGUCUGGCUCCUGCAAGUGAGAAAUUGCCUUUGCCUACACAAGAUGUACAAAAAUGUGGACUAGAUAAUCUUGGUGAGCGCUCCUGUUCGACAGCUGGUGGCAGCAAACCACAAAAGGUAAAUGAUGAACAGCAGUCUCAAGCUUUUCCACCAAUGAAACCUACUUCAAGGUCGCCACUUUGCCCGCAGAAGCAAUCCACAAAAACUGUCUCUGGUAAUACUAAGGAGAGUCGUCCGAUGGACAAAACCAAAAAUUCUCUAAAUGAACAAGGACUGCAUGAGCAAGAUGAGCAAAAAGAAAAUUGUAAGGUGCAGUAA
Tauraco erythrolophus (red-crested turaco) is the source of this 1218-nucleotide messenger RNA. NCBI's taxonomy places the organism in Eukaryota, Metazoa, Chordata, Aves, Musophagiformes, Musophagidae. The record is from RefSeq and is a predicted model, not a curated record.